Messenger RNA from Drosophila subpulchrella, 4537 nucleotides. RefSeq lists its product as uncharacterized. Lineage: Eukaryota; Metazoa; Arthropoda; Insecta; Diptera; Drosophilidae. The transcript is spliced from 2 exons. Gene Ontology annotation, biological process: DNA integration. Bases 2830 to 4452 code for a protein of 540 amino acids. The record is from RefSeq and is a predicted model, not a curated record. Gene Ontology annotation, molecular function: zinc ion binding; nucleic acid binding.
GAAUGCAGUAUUCUCAUAAUUAGGUAGUAAGUGUUAAUAAUGUAUAAGCUCAUAUUGAAUGUACGUAUGUUCGUUAGAGACGGUCACACUGGACAAGCUCUCUUCCGUUUUCCUAAGUGGCAUCAAUAAAGACACGCUUCAAUAUACGUCCUACAAAAUCAUUAAUAAUCUGCAUAUCAACGAUUAUUACAUGGUGUCAGAAGUGAAAAUAUCAAUUGCAAUCUAAAAAGGAACAAAAUGGAGCGAGUUCUACAAGAAGUCGACUGCUCAAUGCUGGCAUAUGAGUGGCCAAAAUGAAAGAGGUCGUUUAUCAUGUACAUGAUGGCGUCAGGCAAAGACUCAGAGCCAGAAGCCAAAAAGAUUGCCACAUUCCUAUGGUUGGCUGGAUCAAAGGUCACGGAAAUAUACAGUACAUUGUUUCCCAACGAUGGAACCGCACAUGGCAUGGUCGGCACCAUGGUGACGUCUUCAGACCCGUCUUCCUCUGCCGCGGUCGUCAGCCGUACACUGGAGGACGUACUAAAGGCAUUCGAUGACUACAGCAUCCCGUUCUGAAACAUCACAAUGGAAUCCUACAAAUUCAACAACAUUGUUCAAACUGAGGGACAGCCUUUCAUAGAGUUUGAGACGCAACUCCGCAAGCAGGUACAGUUAUGUGACUACAAAUGUGACUGUGGCCGAACAUACGAAGAACGUAUGUUGCUAGACCGCUUCAUAAUUGGCAUUCAAGAUAAAAGGCUGCAGCUUAAACUCCUUGAAUCAAAAAACAAGAAACUCGAGGAGAUCAUCACUGAGUGCAAAGCCUCUGAAGCGGCCGCAAAAAACAAUGAAUUUCUACGGAAUUCCCAUUAUGAAAAGUCCGUUGACGCAGUUGUCCGUCGCUGCUAUAAUUGCGGAGCAAUUUUCAACCCGAAUCAUCUUUCCGAGUGCCGUGCAAAGGAAAUGGCAUGUUACUAUUGCGGAAAAAUUGGACAUUUUUCCAAGUACUGCAAGCAGCAGAAGAAACGAGUGGAUAACAACAACUACAACAGCAGCAAUAGACGAGUGGAUAACAACAACAUCAGCAACAAACGAGUGGAUAACAACAACUACAAAAGCAAGCAGGUAGAUGUGGAUCGCAAGCAAACAGCCGGAGCAGUUAUUAAUUGGAUAGAAUCAGAAUAAGCGAGUGCGGGCUAAACAGAGUAAGAUGGACGAAAACAUAUAAAAUAAAUGGAAAAAAUGUUACGUUUAAAGUGGACACAGGCGCUGAUGUUAACUGCAUCCCAAGUGAUUUAGUUAAAGAAUUAAAACUUGAAGUUAAAAAAGAAAACAUUCUAAUUUUUGACUAUAAUAAUGUUAAAGUUAAUAAUUUUGGAAAAGUUAAGGCAAACUGUUAUGAUCUGAAUUCAGAAACAGCAAAAUGUAUUGAAUUUUUAGUUGUUGAUGCGAAAUGUGAACCACUAUUAGGUCUUAAGUCCUCUGUAGAAUUAAAACUCAUUAAACAUUUAAAUAUUGAUUCAAUAUGUAGAUUACCUCAAACCAGGGAGGAAUUUGUGGAAAAAUUUAGUCAAUUAUUUCAGGGACUCGGUAAGCUGCCAAAGAAACAAUCAAUCAUUUUGAAGGAAGGUGCUCAGCCUGAGCUCCAUUACAAAAAAAGGUUCCCACAAAGUUUGUUAGGGUCAUUGGAGCAAGAGUUAAAUGCUAUGGUAAAGGAAAAGAUAAUCUCCCCAGUAACAUACCCGACUAGUUGGGUGAACAAUUUGCAAGUAGUGGAAAAAUCAAACGGAAAACUCAGACUUUGUUUAGACCCUAAGCCGUUAAAUAACGCAAUUAAAAGAGAACAUUACCUUAUACCAACAAUAGAUGAUUUUAUGAUACAAUUAACUCGGAAAAAGGUUUUUACUAACCUGGAUCUGUCCCAUGGAUUCUGGCAAAUGGAGCUGGAUGAAGCUAGUUCAGAUUUAACGACAUUCAUGACUCCAUUCGGGAGGUUUAAAUUUAACCGGGCUCCAUUUGGAGUCAAUAGCGCUCCUGAAAUGUUUCAACGAAAUAUGGUUCAAAUUUUUGGAGGCAUACCAAAUGUAAUAGUUUACUUUGAUGACAUAGGAAUAUUAGGGGAAAAUCUUGAAGAUCAUGAUAACACGUUGUUACAAGUACUUCAGCGGGCUCAAGAAAAUGGAAUACGUUUUAACCCGGACAAAGUUCAAUAUAGGAAACAAGAAGUUGAAUUUAUGGGUCAUAUUUUAUCAGAAGGGCAAAUAAAACCUCAAAGAAAGCAUUUAGAAGCCAUUCAGAAUAUUAAAAUCCCAGAAGAUAAAGCGGGAGUGCUACGUAUUCUUGGACUUUUUAAAUAUUUAGCCAAGUUUAUCCCAGACUUAUCUUCUAGAAGUACAAACCUGAGAAAUCUGACUAGGAAUGAUACUUCGUUUGAGUGGACUGUACAACAUCAAAACGAACUCAAUGACUUGCUUAGAACUAUAACAAGUGAUCCGAUUUUAGCCGUCUAUGACAGCGCUAAGCCUGUUGUCAUUCAAACCGAUGCCUCAAAAAACGGUCUCGGUUGUGUUAUUCUACAAAACGGACAUCCAAUCAGUUUUGCGUCACGUACGCUUACAAAGAGUGAACAAAAGUGGGCUCAAAUUGAAAAAGAGCUUUUAGCAAUUGUGUUUGCGUGUGAAAGGUUUCACUACUAUGUCUACGGUAGAGAAUUUUUAGUAGAAAGUGACCACAAGCCUCUGGAAGUCUUAUUAAGCCGUGACAUUGACUCAGUAACAAUGCGAUUACAGCGAAUGCUGCUAUAUCUUCUAAAAUACCCCAAUGUCCGUAAAAUAUAAGCCUUGAAGAGACAUGUUAGUUGCAGACUGUUUAUCUCGAGCUCAACUACCGGAUGAAUCAGACAUCCCGGAACUGGCCAAUGUAAUUCAUAUAAUAAGCCAAGCAGCCUGUUUCUCGCAAGAAAAUUAUGAAUGCUAUCUUAGGGUUUUCGAAAACGAUGAAAAUUAUUGGAAAAUUGCUGAAUUUGUUAAAAAUGGGUGGCCAUCAUUCCAUAAAUUAAACCAAUUUUGUCAAAACUUCUAUAAAUUCAAAUCGGAAUUACACUUUGAAAACGGUCUUCUAUUUCGUGCUUGUAGGCUGGUGAUCCCGUCCAAGUUACAGAAAUCAAUCUCAAACCAAGUUCAUGAGUCCCAUUUAGGUGUGGAGAAAACCUUAGCUCGAGCACGAAAACUUUACUACUGGCCAGACAUGAGCGUACAUAUUAAGGAAUUGGUGCACUCUUGCGAGGUAUGUGAAAAGUUCAGAAGAAACAAUCAAAAGGAACCGCUAAUAGAUGAUGAAACACCAGAAUAUCCAUUUCAUAUGGCAGGAAUGGAUAUUUUUGAUUACAGGGGAAACAAUUUUUUGUCAAUCUUUGAUGCAUAUUCUAAUUUCUUGAUUGUUAGUCGGCUAAAAGGGAAAUCAGUUGCAAAUGUCAUUGAAGAACUAAAAAAAACAUUUGAUAAUUAUGGGUACCCAUCAAAGCUCAAAUGUGAUAACAAUCCCCUUAAUUCAUUUUCGUUUAGAAACUUUGCUAAUGAAUGUAAUACAUUAUUGCAGUUUUCGAGUCCUAGGUACCCACAAAGCAACGGACUAGCAGAAAAAGGGGUGGCGAUUGCGAAGAAUAUUUUAAAACGUUGCUCUAAAGCAACUGAUUACCAGUAUAGAAUCCUUGAGUACAAUGCUACUCCCGUAGCUAGUUUAGGUCUUGCUCCAUGCGAACUGUUCUUUGGACGAAUGUGUAAGACAAAAAUGCCAAUUAAGAAAUCGGAGCUGUUGAGAAAUCACAUUGAGGAGGAAAAGAUUAUUAAAAGAUUCGGUCAUAAAAAGGCGAAACAAAAGGCCUAUUAUAAUAUGCACUCAAAAACUCUGCGUCCAUUAAAUAUAGGAGAUAAAGUCCAAUUUAGAAAAAAUGCCAAUGAAUGGGAAUAUGGAAUCAUAAAACAAAAAGUAAAUGAAAGAUCGUACAUUAUAAAAGAUUACUUCAAUAAUUUUUUUAGAAGAAAUAGAAGACUCAUUAAUAAGACACAAAACGGCAAUAAUAUUUAUUAUGAUAAUGAAACUGUUAAUAUGUAUGAUAAUGAAACUGUUAAUAUGUAUGACAAUGAAAUUGUUAAUUUAAGUGAAAAUGGAACUGUUAACUUAAGAGAAAACGAACCAGAAGAAACUGAAAAAAGCAAUGAAGAGACUGUUAAUAUAAGCGAAGAACCAGUAGUCGAAGAAACUGAAAAUUUUGAUCUAAAUCAAACUGACAAUGUUAACAUAGAAGAAAACAUAGAUCCCUUAAGUAAUAGCACCUUUGUAAAUUUAAGUAACAUUGAUACCUCAGUGGACUAUGAAACCCCUGGAAGUUUCAGUUCAGAAGAAGAGGUAGAACCAACAGUAUCACGAUCAGGAAGAACUUUAAGACCACCCAAAAGAUAUGGUUGGGAUUAAAGUUGUUAAAUUAAAAAAAAAAAGAAAGCGUGUAAUAAUAGUGAGAAUGCAGUAUUCUCAUAAUUAGGCAGGUUAAUAAUGUAUA